Sinocyclocheilus anshuiensis is the source of this 1656-nucleotide messenger RNA. RefSeq names its product CKLF-like MARVEL transmembrane domain-containing protein 3. Gene Ontology annotation, cellular component: membrane. Lineage: Eukaryota; Metazoa; Chordata; Actinopteri; Cypriniformes; Cyprinidae. The transcript has 5 exons. The record is from RefSeq and is a predicted model, not a curated record. The coding region runs from base 150 to 662 and encodes 170 amino acids.
UUGUGUGCUUCGUUUCCGCACUGUCAUUAUUUCCGUUUCCACUCCGUGGAAAGUUAUGCCGAUUUGCGAAUAGUAGCUGUUUCACAGCGGAGAGUAGGAGCAUCUCAGUGAACUUUAUUCGGGAACAGAAGAGUUUCAUCGGCGUGAUCAUGGGGGACAUCGAGGCUCAGGAGAAUAACCGAUCACGACAGACCAUAUUCCAUUCUCUUCUCGCGAGUAAAGAAUUCAUCACCUCCCGGAAAGGACUACUGCUGCUCGGUGAAGUGGUGAUGUCGUUCAUCAGUUUUGUAUGCUUUGCUGCUUCAACAGCAGCUGCCUUCGUCACAGCUCCCUUAAUAGAGUUAUUGGCUGCCCUCUUCUUGCUGUUUGCUUAUUCUACAAAGUUCAAUGAGAGAUUUAAGGGCUUUCACUGGCCCCUCAUGGAUUUCCUGCGCUGUGUCAGCGCUUCCAUCAUCUUUUUCAUCAUCUCUAUAAUAUCUGUGUCAAAAUAUGUGGAUGGAGCCUCAAAGGCCGCUGGGGUCUUUGGCUUCAUUACCACAAUAUUCUUUGCCCUGGACUUUUAUUUCAUUUUUAAUGAACUGGCCAACUUCCUCAAGGGAGGUGAUUCCAGUGAAGAGCCACCAAACACACAAGAUGAUGACUCGGACUCCGACUCUGACUAAAGCUGUGUCCAAAAACCUGGUGUGUGACCACUACAGUGCCUGACAACCAAAACAGACUUUGGUAUAACCUUAUAUUGUUUGUUUGAAAUUUUGGGUAUGCUUUUUGUCAGUAGAAUUAAGCAGUCUAUUUCAAAUGUCACAUCACAGAAUAGAAGCUACAGAGUUUUCAGUAAUCUUUGUAUAUACAUGCGUCCAUGCAAUCUAAGCCUCUCUCAUUUGAUUUUCCCAAAGCUGUGAAUUAUUCCAGUAGCAUUGCUUCACAUCAGUCAAGCUUGAUGACUGCUUUUGGAAGAAAGGGCAGUAUUGUACCAUUUAUGAUGUUUAUGUACUGCCUCUUACAGCUUAGGUCUACUUCUAGUAUGAUUGUGUGUGUGGUCACUUUCAGUUCAGAUUUUGCAAUAUGUACGAGUGUUUUUUUAAUGUGUCUAUAUUUGGGAGCUGUGUGUAUAUGUUUACUAAUUAGAACUAUUCUGAGAGAAUAUUUUCUCAAAAUAUGUUCUCUUAAAUUCUCUUUUAAAAAAUUAUGCAUGAUUUGGUGAUGAAGCCCUGUAUUGGGAAUAAUAAGUUUUAAUGUUUAAUGCUUUGUAGCAAUAAAAUAAGUUUACAUCAUGUAUGAAAUUAGCAGGUGGUUGGCUGGCCAAAGUCACCUGUCUUAUUUCCACAGGUCUACACAUUGGUGUUAGUCUUUUAAUGCUGAAGUAAAACCAAUGUCUUGCCAAAGUACUGCAAAAAAAAAAGCAGGAUUUGUCUUAUCAUGCUCACCUAGAGAUGUACUAUUCUUACAGUGCCACUCUUCUGCUAUUGAACCUGUUAUAUAAACGUGAGCUUCAGCAGUGCAUACAGGAGCAUCUCCUGGUUUACUAUAGUAUUCUCAGGCAUGCUGCAUGUAACCACAUGUAAACCACCUUCUAGUGUUUCUAUGAAGAGUGGAUCUGCUUUAAGGACUCUUUUGGAAACAUGCACUGUCAGAUUGCCACAUCAAUAAAUAAUUUUG